GUCAGUAGUGUUGCGCCGCCUGGUGUCGUUGAUUCUCAGUCCCCCAGCAGCAGCAGCAGCGUGUACUCGUGUUUCCUCUGCCAGCACAGCACAGCACACAAGUCGCCGUUGCACGUCACAACUCCGCCAACAAAAACUAGAUCUUCAAAGCUCUAAUAACUUUGCAGUAGCUGCAGUUGUAUAUCUCCGAGGGAUACCCUUUGUUUGUCGUAUGUCCAUCCAGAAUCUCAACACAUUUGACCCCUUUGCGGAUGCAAUCAAGGGUUCAGACGACGAUGUCCAGGACGGUCUCGUGCAUAUAAGGAUCCAACAGCGGAAUGGUCGCAAGACCUUAACCACCGUGCAGGGCCUCUCGUCUGAAUAUGACUUGAAGAAAAUUGUCAGAGCAUGUAAAAAGGAGUUUGCCUGCAAUGGGACUGUAAUUGAGCAUCCGGAGUACGGGGAGGUAUUGCAGCUGCAGGGGGACCAGCGUGAAAAUAUAUGCCAGUGGCUAACAAAAUCUGGUCUGGCGAAACCUGACCAACUGAAAGUUCAUGGUUUCUAAUUAACAGAUUAUACAAGAACAACAAAACCAUCACCCAUGCCACUACCAUCCAAAAUAACUCCACCUCUACCGAUACUUAACUGUCUCAAAUUCUCUGUAUCAGUUACUACUACUCGUUGAUACUACUUGUGGAAUAUUCCCCCAACUCAUUAUAAUACACGUAUAUAUUUCAAUAAACAAAAGGAAUAUAAACAAUACUUAUAUAAAAAAAAUAGGCACAAUACUAUUUUAAUCAGACAGCAGUUUUGUAAGGAUUAUAGGGAAGCAAUAUUUUACAGCCUUACGUUAGAUGAUCCGACGUGGACGACGAACUCUACAAAGAUGACUGUGUCACAUUUUGUGUAAUAGAGAUAUAACUAGGCAUUUUUCAGAGAAUACGUGAGCGAGCGAUAAACACUGUUAGCUACGAAUGGGUCUUCAUUUUGAUAUUAGAUAAUAUGUAUCUGGGCGCAAUAGAUGUGUUCAGAGAGAUUUGAAGAACUAAGUGUUUAAACUAGGGCUCAAAUUGGCUUUUUUCUUACUUAUUAUUGUAAUUAAACUUGUUUAGAUUCUGUUGGAACAAAGAAAAUGAAUAAACUUGCUCUUUUUCAUUUUACGUAUUGUAAGUAAAUGAUGAAAGUUGUAGUUUCUGUGCUUAAAUGAUCAAAUAAUGUUGAACGACGAUGGAGUCACAUAUGUUCUCUCGACUUUUGUGCCUUUAAGUCUGCAUCGAUUUUCAUGAUGUAUAAUUUGUGUAAAACGCGACAAGAUCUUUUUCUUUUUAUGUAAUAUAUAUCACGAUGCGACUUUACGAUUAUUAUCAAUUUCCCUUUAUAACUUUACUUUUCUCUUUUGUAAAUCAGUAUUCUUGACACUGAAUUGUUUGUUUCCCUUUUUUCAAUGAAAAAUGUGGCUGUUCUAGAUAAAUAAAUGGCAAUUCACCAGUUUCACGUAUAUUAA
Molecule: messenger RNA, 1483 nt
Organism: Phymastichus coffea
Lineage: Eukaryota; Metazoa; Arthropoda; Insecta; Hymenoptera; Eulophidae
Gene: eIF1
Product: eukaryotic translation initiation factor eIF1
Exons: 3
Coding region: 212-544 (110 amino acids)
Biological process (GO): translational initiation
Cellular component (GO): eukaryotic 43S preinitiation complex
Molecular function (GO): translation initiation factor activity; RNA binding; ribosomal small subunit binding
Source: RefSeq, a predicted model, not a curated record